AAUAAAUCCCCAAAUUUUAAGAAGUUUCACAUUAUAGCAGCACUUCCUACAUCUAUGCAAGCUUUCAUGUUUACUUGUAGUACUUUUGAAGCAGAUAUAUUUGCGAUGGAUCCCGAAAGUAAAUUUAAUUUAAGGUUAAAUAGAAAACUCUAUAAUCAAUUGGUUGAUCGAGGUUAUCAUUUUGAGUUACUUUAUGGUCCAGCCAUAGAAGAUUCAACAAAGAGAAAAAAUUUAAUACAUGUUUCUCAUUUAUAUCACUCAUUUGGAAAAUCAAAGAACAUCAUAUUUUCAAGUGGUGCUCAGAGCCAUUUAUAUAUUAGAAGCCCCUAUGAUAUUAUAAGUUUGGGUUUAAUAUUUGGAUUAAAUGAACUUCAGUGUAAAAAUGCUUUAACCCACUAUCCCAAAAACACAAUCAUUAAUUCAGUUGGACGUAAACAUGGAAAAUCUAUCAUGUUUAUUGAAAAUAUAGAAAAGGAAAGUGAACAAAGUGUUAUUAUAUUAGAAGAGAGUGAGGGUGAAGAUAUGGGAUUAAAUCAACCAGCUCAAAAAAGAUCAAAAGUGUAAUAUACACAUUGUAUUUUUUUAAAAUAAAGAUUAAUAAAGUUUUUAUGGAAA
Molecule: messenger RNA, 615 nt
Organism: Anoplophora glabripennis (Asian longhorned beetle)
Lineage: Eukaryota; Metazoa; Arthropoda; Insecta; Coleoptera; Cerambycidae
Gene: Rpp30
Product: ribonuclease P protein subunit p30
Exons: 4
Biological process (GO): tRNA processing
Cellular component (GO): nucleolar ribonuclease P complex
Molecular function (GO): RNA binding
Source: RefSeq, a predicted model, not a curated record